This is a messenger RNA of Paramecium sonneborni, 983 nucleotides long. The record is from the annotation of a GenBank genome assembly. NCBI's taxonomy places the organism in Eukaryota, Ciliophora, Oligohymenophorea, Peniculida, Parameciidae.
AUGUAAAAUAAAUUUUUGAAUCACAUAACACAUUUAGUGAGUGAAAAUUCUGAGAAAUCAGAAUCUCAUUGGUUAUUAAUAACAUUAAUGAUAUUAGGUAGUUUAGUGUUGAUAGCUGGAUUAAUUUACGGCUAUAUAAAAUAUAGAUAAUAUAAGGUAUAUUAAGAAUAUUCGCAAAGACCUGAGGAUGGGAUUCCAAAAGAGAAAAUAGGAUUUACACAACGUAAUAAAUUUCGAUUUUGGAAAUUGUAUGAGAAUAAAGAUGAGCCGAAUGUACUAGUGAAGUAACAGCAAAAAGAAAGUAUAUAAGAAGAAGCGAACUUCAGAUUAUUACGGUUAGUACAUAGAGUUGAGAUUCGUGUGUAAGCCUGGAGAUAUUUUGACAGUUAGAGGAGAGAAACCAAUAACAAGAGAUGUUACAUCAUAUUUUGAGAUUGAGAUAGAAGAUAAUCCAAGAAAUUCAGAUGUUACAAUAGGAUUUUGUUCAUCUAAGGAAUUUCAAAAUUAACUAUCUUUAGGCCGUUCAUAAACAAGUGUAGGUUUUCAUUCUUAGAGUGGAAAAGUAUUUUGGAGGAACAAUUUACAUUAAGAUCAUAAAUUUUAAUCAGUUUAUGGAGAAACAAUAGGAAUUGGUAUUAGAUAGAAAGAUGGAAGAGUUUGGUUGAGUUAUAAUGGAAAAUUCUUGAAUCCACCACCUCCAAGUGAAGGAAAAAGUUAAGAAGAUAUGGAAAAAGAAAAAAAGAAAGAAGAUGAAGAUAGUGAAAUUGAUAUUGGUGAAUAAUUUGUCUUUAUAUCUUAUAGAAUUAAAUAAGAAAAAUUAGGAGAUUGAAGAAACUAGAAAAGCAUUGAUUUUAAGUAUGGGAUAGAAUUUAGAAUUGUAUCCAUCUAUUAGUGUCAAUGGACCUUGUAAAAUCAAUCUUAAUGUUGGAGGAAUGCAAUUUAGAAUGAACCAAAAAGAAUUGAAAUAAGGAUUAUUGCAUUGA